Molecule: messenger RNA, 2671 nt
Organism: Marchantia polymorpha subsp. ruderalis
Lineage: Eukaryota; Viridiplantae; Streptophyta; Marchantiopsida; Marchantiales; Marchantiaceae
Source: the annotation of a GenBank genome assembly
UCGUCCUCAAAUUCGCGAGGAUACGAGAUCAAGGCUAGCAUAAGCAGCCACGGCGAGGCCGACUGCCCCUUUCCAUCUAUCCAUCAAUCCGACAGAGUCCUCGGCGGGCUUCAAUUCCUCGGUGCCCCAAAAUAAUCUGCAAAAGAAUUUCCUUCCCCGAUCCCCCUGGCGACCUCACGGCACCUCUGCAGGCUGUUCGUCCUGCCCCACCACGUGAAGCUUUAAGGUUGCGAGCAAGCAAUCUAUGAUCAAUCGCCUGAAUGUGUUUUGUCCCGGUACGCUUCCCUCCUCGAGUGUGGGUGGCCAUAGUCCUCUCGUUCCACUAGAAAAUACACAACUCCCUCUCUCCUCUCCCAUCCCUCAACUUUGGAUCACACACUCUGAGUGUCCGCGCUGCAAGUCAGCGGGAUUACCGAGAUUGGUCGAGCUCUCGAGCUUCUCUCCUCUCUCCCCCCUUCCCCACCCUCGAGGGAGCUCUGACAGUCCUCUCGAAGACGGAGAGCAGAAAAGUCAGGUUCAAAUGUUCAUCGUGUUGAACACGCCAGCAAAUCAUGACUGCAGAAAUAGUAAGCCUGGGCAAAUGCGAUUUCGUCUUGUGAUUUGCAGUUCCACGAAUGCGAUGAUUUUUGACAUACAUUUAGUAGAACAUUCCAGUAAUCGUGGGUCUAAUUGAGGAGCACGGCGGGAGAGACAGAGAGAGCUGAACUCGGCUGCUGUGGAGUCUUCGACGCCUACGGUGAAUUCUGACCUUCGGGAAGAAUCUUUCGGUCGGAAGCUAGUGAACUCGAUUGUAGAUUUCUGCGGUUUGCUUUUUCGCGGAGUGUAUGGCGGCGAUUUUAUAUCAUCGUGUAGUGGGCGAUUUGACGGUCGGAAAGCCCAAACUGAAGGAGUUUCCACAAUCCGCCUCCGUGCGCGAGGCGCUGGAGACUCUGCUCGAGAGAAAUGAAUUCGAGCUGCCCGUGUGGAAGAUGUCUCGACGGCAGAGCAUGGAGAGAUACGGCAGCAGCUCCGAGAAGUACGAGCGUCCUCAGGCUAAGGAGGAGCGAUUCAUCGGGAUGCUGAGCAUUCUGGACAUCCUCGGUCACUUGUCCACCGAGCAGAGCUUACUCGAUCCAAUUUGGGCCCUGAAUGUGCCUGUUUCCGACGUCGUCACAUCGAAUCCCGGCCUGCUACGGCACGCUGCUCCUGGCACCAGAUUGAUUGAUGUGAUGGAGCUUAUCAAGUCAGGGACGAGUCAGCUGCUGGUUCCUUUGAGUUCUGGAUUUCAAAAAGUUUCCAAGCGAUUCUCAGCUUACCAUAACAGUAGUCAUUGGUUGCCAGCUGCAUCGGACUUCGAAGUGGUCGUUCCGAAACCUGAGAAACCAUAUGGUUACUGCAUUUUGACAGUCGAGGAUGUGGCGAGAUUUCUCCUCGGAUGCUUAGGAGCUCUUGCCCCCUUCCCACUGAAGAAAAUUGAUAGUCAGGGCAUCAUCAAUACUAGCCCGCCUAUGAUCUUCGGCAGUGACCCAGCUAGGCUCGGUCUCAAAAUCAGAGAAGAAGCCCCUGACAGCAUACAAGCAGUGGCAGUGGUGGAGAACUUUGAAGAUGGCAACGGUAUCUGCAAGCCAAUCCUCAUCGGGGAGAUUUCUGCCAUCAAACUGAGAAAUUCUGGUUUGAGAGUGGCCUUUGCUCUGGCAACACUCUCUGCAAAAGAUUUUGUAGGAUACGUGGAACAUUUCGGAGACAGCAAACAAUCCUCCGGGGCUGGAAAGUUCUGGAGUGAAGGAAUCUCUUUCUCGCUGGUGAAUUACCAAAUGCAACACAGAGGAAAAGGUGACUUCCCAAAUGUUCCUUCUCGAAUCAUGCCUUUAACCUGUCGACCUUCCAAUUCAGUAGCAGCCGUCAUGGCUCAGAUGCUGGCUUACAGGACUACACACGUCUGGGUAACCGACGAAAUCGGAGCCUUGCUGGGAAUGGUUACAUUCAAAGACAUCAUUUCAGCCAUUUCUACAAUCUCCACGACAGUGGAGCAGCUCGUGUCUUCCAUGAUGAGUUCUCCGGAUCUCCUUGAAGUCUACGGCUACGUAUAACCAAGGAUACCAUCAGCAUCUGGAGUUGUAGACCCUCUGUACAUUUAGAACCUUGUGGAGAGCAGCAAUCUCAAGCCUAAGUCCUGUGACUUACUCAUACAUGUCCAUUUUGGUUGGACACGAGAAACGUUUUGCCGUGGAGUCUCAGAUCGAGAAACCCAAGUAUGUUUUUUACUGGAGAGGUCUUUCAUACAUUUUGUGUGAGCGUGGAAGUAGGACUCGUUAGCAUUUGUAAAUCGACGAGAGCGAUAUUGGCCACCUGGAUUGGGAAUUCUGUACAAAAUUAUAUGUAGAUAUGUAGAUUGAUAUCCCGGGUCAGACGAGAUCAUUGUUAUCGAAACGUUUUGCCGGAAGAAAGAGAGGUCGCAGCCGAAAUGGUUGCCAACUCUUUUCGAAGAACCAAAGAUUGUAGCCCAGCAUUGGGAAGGCAUGAGAACACUCCAAGUCAUGCUGGUUAGUUGGUUAAGAGAAUAUUGGUACAUAUCAAAUAUCAGGAAAGCAGUUGUGGUAACAAGUUAUGCCACCAUUCUUGGCUGUGGCUGCAAAAUGCCAAGUGACUGUGAACAGAAUAUAUCCGGGGAAUUAAAAAAGCCUAUGUUACA